AGGAGGGGGUCCAAAGGCCCUGUGCUCAGCACCUAUAUUCUGGAGGUGGCACCCCUAAAAACAGUACCCCAUCAUGUUUAACCUAAUGAAGAAGGAUAAGGACAAAGAUGGCGGGCGGAAGGAGAAGAAAGAGAAGAAGGAGAAGAAGGAACGGAUGUCAGCAGCAGAGCUACGGAGCUUGGAAGAGAUGAGCCUGCGCCGUGGCUUCUUCAACCUGAACCGGUCCUCUAAGCGUGAGUCCAAGACACGCCUGGAAAUCUCUAACCCCAUCCCCAUCAAGGUGGCCAGUGGCUCUGACCUGCACUUGACUGACAUUGACUCCGAUAGCAACCGGGGCAGCAUCAUCCUGGACUCGGGCCAUCUUAGCACAGCCAGCUCCAGUGAUGACCUGAAGGGUGAGGAAGGCAGCUUCCGGGGCUCUGUACUGCAGCGGGCAGCCAAGUUUGGCUCACUGGCCAAGCAGAACUCACAGAUGAUUGUCAAGCGCUUCUCCUUCUCCCAGCGUAGUCGAGAUGAGAGCGCUUCAGAAACUUCGACCCCUUCAGAGCACUCUGCAGCCCCCUCACCACAGGUGGAGGUGAGGACGCUUGAGGGACAGCUGAUGCAGCAUCCUGGCCCAGGCAUCCCACGGUCAAGGCCAAGGUCUCGAGUCCCUGAGCUGGUGACCAAAAGGUUCCCAGCCGACCUGCGCCUUCCCCCAGUGGUCCCCCCAUCCUCCCCUGCCCUCCGGGAACUGGAGCUGCAACGAAGACCCACUGGAGAUUUUGGCUUCUCCUUACGGCGCACCACCAUGCUGGAUCGGGGUCCUGAGGGCCAGGCCUAUCGGCGAGUGGUUCACUUUGCUGAGCCAGGCGCAGGCACCAAGGAUCUGGCCCUGGGGCUGGUGCCAGGAGAUCGACUGGUGGAGAUUAAUGGGCACAAUGUGGAGAGCAAAUCCAGGGAUGAGAUCGUAGAGAUGAUCCGACAGUCUGGAGACAGUGUGCGGCUCAAGGUGCAGCCCAUCCCAGAGCUCAGUGAGCUGAGCCGGAGCUGGCUGAGGAGCUGCGAGGGACACCGCAGGGAGCCAGCCGAUGCCAAGACAGAAGAGCAGAUCGCAGCUGAAGAGGCCUGGUAUGAGACCGAGAAGGUGUGGCUGGUUCAUAAAGAUGGCUUCUCCCUGGCCAGUCAGCUCAAAUCAGAGGAGCUCAGCUUACCUGAGGGGAAGGUGCGUGUGAAGCUAGACCAUGACGGAGCCAUCCUGGAUGUGGAUGAGGAUGACAUAGAGAAGGCGAAUGCUCCUUCCUGCGACCGUCUAGAAGACCUGACCUCGCUGGUGUACCUCAAUGAGUCCAGCGUCCUGCACACACUGCGGCAGCGCUAUGGCGCUAGCCUGCUGCACACCUAUGCCGGCCCCAGCCUGCUCGUCCUCAGCCCCCGAGGGGCCCCUGCCGUGUACUCGGAGAAGGUGAUGCACAUGUUCAAGGGGUGUCGGCGGGAGGACAUGGCACCCCACAUCUAUGCUGUGGCCCAGACUGCAUACAGGGCGAUGCUGAUGAGCCGACAGGACCAGUCUAUUGUCCUCUUGGGCAGUAGUGGCAGUGGCAAGACCACCAGCUGCCAGCAUCUGGUGCAAUACCUGGCCACUAUCGCUGGCACCAGUGGGAACAAAGUGUUUUCUGUGGAGAAGUGGCAAGCUCUCUACACCCUCCUGGAAGCCUUUGGAAACAGCCCUACCAUCAUGAAUGGCAAUGCCACCCGCUUCUCUCAGAUUCUCUCCCUGGACUUUGAUCAGGCUGGCCAGGUGGCCUCAGCCUCCAUUCAGACGAUGCUUCUGGAGAAGCUGCGUGUGGCCAGACGCCCAGCCAGUGAGGCCACGUUCAAUGUCUUCUAUUACCUGCUGGCCUGUGUGGAUGGCACCCUCAGGACAGAGCUCCACUUGAACCACUUGGCAGAGAACAAUGUGUUUGGGAUUGUGCCACUGGCCAAGCCUGAGGAGAAGCAGAAGGCAGCUCAACAGUUCAGUAAGCUGCAGACAGCCAUGAAGGUGCUGGCCAUCUCCCCUGAUGAGCAGAAGACCUGCUGGCUCAUCCUGGCUGCCAUCUACCACCUGGGGGCUGCAGGAGCCACCAAAGAGGCCCCUGAGGAGGAAGCGGAAGCUGCUGAAGCUGGGCGUAAGCAGUUUGCUCGCCAUGAGUGGGCCCAGAAAGCUGCAUAUCUGCUGGGCUGUAGCCUGGAGGAGCUGUCCUCAGCCAUCUUUAAGCACCAGCUCAAGGGUGGCACCCUGCAACGCUCUACCUCCUUCCGUCAGGGCCCUGAGGAGAGCAGCCUGGGAGAAGGCACAGGGCCCAAACUAAGUGCUCUCGAGUGCCUAGAGGGCAUGGCAUCUGGCCUCUACAGUGAGCUUUUUACCCUUCUCAUCUCCUUGGUGAAUAGGGCUCUCAAGUCCAGCCAGCACUCGCUCUGCUCCAUGAUGAUUGUGGACACUCCAGGCUUCCAGAACCCAGAGCAGGGAGGGUCAACCCGUGGAGCCUCCUUUGAGGAGCUAUGCCAUAACUACGCUCAAGACCGGCUGCAGAGGCUCUUCCAUGAACGUACUUUCGUGCAGGAGUUGGAAAGAUACAAGGAGGAGAACAUUGAGCUGGCAUUUGACGACUUGGAGCCAGCCACAGACGACUCAGUGGCCGCCGUGGACCAGGCCUCCCACCAAUCCCUGGUCCGUUCACUGGCCCGUGCAGAUGAGGCAAGGGGCCUGCUCUGGCUGCUGGAAGAGGAGGCACUGGUGCCGGGGGCCACUGAGGACACCCUCCUGGAGCGCCUUUUCUCUUAUUACGGUCCUCAGGAAGGUGACAAAAAAGGCCAAAGUCCCCUUCUGCGCAGCAGCAAACCACAUCAUUUUCUCCUGGGCCACAGCCAUGGCACCAACUGGGUGGAAUACAAUAUGGCUGGCUGGCUGAGCUACACCAAGCAGAACCCCGCCACCCAGAAUGCUUCUCGGCUCCUGCAGGAUUCCCAAAAAAAGAUCAUCAGCAACCUGUUUCUGGGCCGGGCAGGCAGUGCCACUGUACUCUCGGGCUCUGUCGCAGGCCUGGAGGGUGGCUCACAGCUAGCCCUGCGCCGGGCCACCAGCAUGAGGAAGACCUUCACCACAGGCAUGGCAGCUGUCAAGAAGAAGUCCUUGUGCAUCCAGAUUAAGCUGCAGGUGGAUGCCCUCAUUGACACCAUCAAGAGGUCCAAGAUGCACUUUGUACACUGCUUCCUGCCUGUGGCUGAGGGCUGGGCCGGGGAACCUCGAUCUGCCUCCUCACGCCGUGUAAGCAGCAGCAGCGAGCUAGACCUGCCCCCAGGAGACCCCUGCGAGGCUGGGCUCUUGCAGCUGGAUGUGCCCCUACUCCGUGCCCAGCUCCGGGGCUCCCGAGUGCUUGAUGCAAUGCGCAUGUACCGCCAAGGUUACCCUGACCACAUGGUGUUUUCCGAGUUCCGCCGUCGCUUUGAUGUCCUGGCCCCACACCUGACCAAGAAACAUGGGCGCAACUACAUCGUGGUGGAUGAAAAGCGGGCCGUGGAAGAGCUGCUGGAAUCCUUGGACCUGGAGAAGAGCAGUUGCUGCAUGGGGCUGAGCCGGGUGUUCUUCCGGGCGGGCACAUUAGCACGACUAGAGGAGCAGCGGGACGAACAAACCAGCAGGCACUUAACCCUGUUCCAGGCGGCCUGCAGGGGCUACCUGGCCCGUCAGCACUUCAAGAAGAGAAAGAUCCAGGACCUGGCCAUUCGCUGUGUACAGAAGAACAUCAAGAAGAACAAAGGGGUGAAGGACUGGCCCUGGUGGAAGCUCUUUACAACUGUGCGACCCCUAAUUGAAGUACAGCUGUCAGAGGAGCAGAUCCGCAACAAAGACGAAGAGAUCCAGCAGCUGAGGAGCAAGCUUGAGAAGGUGGAGAAGGAGCGGAAUGAACUGCGGCUCAACAGUGACCGGCUGGAGACCCGGAUCUCUGAGCUGACAUCGGAGCUGACGGAUGAACGUAACACAGGAGAGUCCGCCUCCCAGCUGCUGGAUGCAGAGACAGCAGAGAGACUGAGAGCCGAGAAAGAGAUGAAGGAAUUACAGACCCAGUAUGAUGCACUGAAGAAGCAAAUGGAGGUGAUGGAAAUGGAGGUGAUGGAGGCCCGGCUCAUCCGGGCAGCUGAGAUCAACGGGGAAGUAGAUGAUGAUGACACAGGAGGUGAGUGGCGGCUGAAGUAUGAGCGAGCUGUGCGAGAGGUGGACUUCACCAAGAAGCGGCUCCAGCAAGAGUUGGAAGACAAGCUUGAGGUGGAACAGCAAAGCAAGAGGCAGCUGGAGAGGCGGCUUGGGGACCUGCAAGCAGAUAGUGAUGAGAGUCAGCGAGCACUACAGCAGCUGAAGAAGAAGUGCCAGCGGCUAACCGCUGAGCUACAAGACACCAAGCUGCAUCUGGAGGGCCAGCAGGUCCGAAACCACGAACUGGAGAAAAAACAGAGGAGGUUUGACAGCGAGCUCUCACAGGCAAACGAGGAGACCCAGCGGGAGAAGCUGCAACGGGAGAAGUUGCAGCGAGAGAAGGACAUGCUCCUGGCCGAGGCAUUUAGCCUGAAGCAGCAACUGGAGGAAAAAGACAUGGACAUCGCUGGGUUCACCCAGAAGGUUGUCUCACUGGAAGCUGAACUGCAGGACAUUUCUUCCCAAGAGACUAAGGAUGAAGCCUCUCUGGCCAAGGUCAAGAAGCAACUCCGGGACCUGGAAGCUAAGGUCAAGGAUCAGGAAGAGGAGCUGGACGAGCAGGCGGGGACCAUCCAGAUGCUGGAACAGGCCAAGCUGCGUCUUGAGAUGGAGAUGGAGAGGAUGAGGCAGACCCAUUCCAAGGAGAUGGAGAGUCGAGAUGAGGAAGUGGAGGAAGCUCGGCAGUCAUGUCAGAAGAAGUUAAAACAAAUGGAGGUGCAGCUCGAAGAAGAAUACGAGGACAAGCAGAAGGCGCUGCGUGAGAAGCGGGAGCUGGAGAGCAAGCUUGCCACACUCAGUGACCAGGUGAAUCAGCGAGACUUUGAGUCAGAGAAACGGCUGCGGAAAGACCUGAAGCGCACCAAGGCCCUGCUGGCAGAUGCCCAGAUCAUGCUGGACCACCUGAAGAACAAUGCCCCCAGCAAGAGGGAGAUUGCCCAGCUGAAGAACCAGCUGGAGGAGUCAGAAUUCACCUGUGCAGCAGCUGUAAAAGCACGGAAAGCAAUGGAGGUGGAGAUCGAAGACCUGCACCUGCAGAUUGAUGACAUCUCCAAAGCCAAGACAGCGCUGGAGGAGCAGCUGAGCCGCCUUCAGCGUGAGAAGAAUGAGAUCCAGAACCGACUGGAAGAAGAUCAGGAGGAUAUGAAUGAGCUGAUGAAGAAGCACAAGGCUGCUGUGGCUCAGGCUUCUCGGGACCUGGCACAGAUGAAUGAUCUCCAAGCUCAGCUAGAAGAAACAAACAAGGAGAAGCAAGAGCUGCAGGAGAAGCUCCAAGCCCUUCAGAGCCAGGUGGAGUUCCUGGAGCAGUCCAUGGUGGACAAGUCCCUGGUGAGCAGGCAAGAAGCAAAGAUCCGGGAGUUGGAAACACGCCUGGAGUUUGAAAAGACCCAAGUGAAGCGGCUGGAGGGCCUGGCCAGCCGGCUCAAGGAAAACAUGGAGAAGCUGACUGAGGAGCGGGAUCAGCGCACUGCAGCUGAGAACCGGGAGAAGGAGCAGAACAAGAGGCUACAGAGGCAACUCCGAGACACCAAGGAGGAGAUGAGCGAGCUCGCCAGGAAGGAGGCUGAGGCGAGCCGCAAGAAGCAUGAAUUGGAGAUGGACCUGGAGAGUUUGGAGGCCGCUAACCAAAGCCUGCAGGCUGACCUAAAGCUAGCAUUCAAGCGCAUUGGGGACCUGCAAGCUGCCAUUGAGGAUGAAAUGGAGAGUGAUGAGAAUGAGGACCUCAUCAACAGUUUGCAGGACAUGGUGACAAAGUAUCAGAAAAGAAAGAAUAAACUUGAGGGAGACUCAGAUGUAGACUCAGAGCUGGAGGACCGUGUCGACGGGGUCAAGUCUUGGUUGUCAAAAAACAAGGGACCUUCCAAAGCAGCUUCUGAUGAUGGCAGCUUGAAGAGUUCCAGCCCCACCAGCCAUUGGAAGUCUCUUGCCCCUGAUCGGUCAGAUGAUGAGAACGACCCUCUGGACAGCACCUCCAGACCCCGAUAUUCCCACAAUUAUCUGAGUGACAGCGACACAGAAGCCAAGCUGACAGAGACCAAUGCAUAGCCCAGGGGAGUGGCUUGGAGACCUCCUACCCCACAGCCUCUCCCAGGAAAUGGCAGGGCACCGGCUCCCCACCCGACUGCUGAGCUGCAUGGAAAACACCCCAGCGCUCUUCCAUCAGGGGGAUUUUUCCAGGCUGUAGGGGUCCAACAUCUCCAUGGGGAAAAGAUGAGGAAAGAGGAGUUUCUGAACAGAGGACUUUCAGCCCCUCCCCGCCUCACAAAUGCCAAGCCCUUUGGCAUCUACCCUGGGCCGCUGUGGGCAGUGGCUGGUGGCCUGACACUGCAUGGAGCCAGCAAGUUGACCUCCAUCUCAGCCCCCUGCUCAGGGACAGUGGACAGAUCGCCUGCUUGGGCCACCUAGGUUGCUGGGUCCAUGGGGAGGAGGAGCAAGGGAGGGGGACUGCAACUCCUCCCCUCCAGUUUGGGGUGAGGGCUUUCUCUUCUCAGUGCCUGCUGUCUUUUUACUUUUUAAUUUAAAUACCCACCCUCUCCAUCACAGCUGCACCCCUGAGAGUGGGAGGGGGGCUGCAGUGGCAGCUGGGGCCCCCACUGGCCACCUCAGGAAUCUCCUCCAACCCCAUUCCUCCUGGCACAGUCCUUUCUUUAUGCAGCGUGGGGGAGGGCUGCCAGGUGCUUCUGGUUAGGCCUUGCCAGCCUCUACGGAUGGGUGCCUCUCUGCCAUGGAAACUCCCAAGCCCCACCCUAGCCUCUUCUCAUCACUGUGUUAAGUGCAAUGACUUAUUUAAGAGUAAACCCAUUCCACCUAUGCCAAGGGGCUUACCAAGCACUUCCUCCCUCCACUCUGUCCACAUCGCCAGCCAUCAGCUCCACUUGAGAAGGGUGGACUGGGGCUGAGGACUUGUGGGGGGAACAAGGGAAGAUGGAGGUGCUGGUCAAUGGCCGGUGUGUAUCAGACAUGAGUUCUCACCCUGUGUCCUGAGCCUGUGUCACAUUUCUCAUCUCCCUGUCCCCAUAGAUUAACUUCAGACCUGGCAACCAGCAGUCUGGAGGUCCCAGCAAACCUACCCCACAAAAGUGAUCCUACCAACUCCACUAGACUUGGGGGCCCAAGGGCAGUGCCUGGUGCUGCUCCCUUCUGCCGUCCCCCUUCUCUCCUGCAAUUGGUUUGUAUUCAUUGGGCUGCGCUUUCCCUUGAUGACCUGACAUAUGGAAAUAAAGGCCCUUUUCCUCUUGGCC
Dipodomys ordii (Ord's kangaroo rat) is the source of this 7455-nucleotide messenger RNA. It is a transcript of the gene Myo18a, whose product is annotated as myosin XVIIIA. NCBI's taxonomy places the organism in Eukaryota, Metazoa, Chordata, Mammalia, Rodentia, Heteromyidae. The record is from RefSeq and is a predicted model, not a curated record. Gene Ontology annotation, molecular function: protein binding; cytoskeletal motor activity; ATP binding. Bases 74 to 6259 code for a protein of 2061 amino acids. The transcript has 42 exons. Gene Ontology annotation, cellular component: myosin complex.